CCAAGUUUAUGUGCGUGCUUGACUUUGAAACUUUGCAUACACAGUGAUUUUUGCUAAAAGACUUUCCUCAAAAGGGAACAAGUACCUGCAAAGCUAUAAAAGUAAUUCAACAAACAACAGAGAAUUCAGCAGAGAUCACUAGGCAAGGGAGGGAUUUUGGCUGACGAAGUAAGUUUAGCAGUGUUUGGUUUAGAGAAUGUUUACUUUGGGAGAUACACAAAAAAGCAGCGUCAAAGUUCAGAUUUAAACCCUGCUGUUCCCUUUAACUUCAGCUUUUCAACACAUCCUUCCCCUACAGUGGCUUAAAGGCUUUCAUCAGUCAGAAUGAAGUUCCUAUUUCAAUUGCUUGCCUUUGCUGUCAUCAUAACCUCCAUAUUUUGUGGAGUCAAGGAUGUCACUGAGCAUUUUGAAAGCCUUAAAGGUGCACAGCCACAUGAAAACGGGACUUACAUGCCCAACCUACCACUCGAGUUCCACAGAGAAAACACCAUCACUAAUGACUUGAUUCCUGAAGAGGAGGAGGAAGAGGACUAUAUAGACAUUGACAAGAUACUGAGUGAAGAUGACUACAGUGAUGUUAUUGAUGCUGCCCCACACAUGGUUUCUGAAGUUCAACAAGGAAAUAUUCUUGAACUAUUCCAAGGCAAAACCAGAAUCCAGCGCCUCAAUAUCCUCAAUGCAAACUUUGGCUUCAACCUUUACCGCAGCGUGGCAGACAAGGCCAGCUCCUCAGACAACAUUAUCAUGGCUCCUGUUGGUAUUUCCACUGCAAUGGCUAUGAUUUCCCUGGGUCUGAAGGAUCAAACCCAGCAGGAAGUGUUAUCAGUUCUUGGCUUUCAAGACUUCAUUAAUGCCAGCAGCAAAUACGAGCUCAUGACCGUUCACAACCUCUUCCGCAAACUCACCCAUCGGCUCUUCAGGCGCAACUUCGGCUUCACGCUGAGGUCUGUCAAUGACCUUUACAUCCAUAAAGACUUUUCUGUCCUCAAUGAUUUCAAAACCAACAUGAAAACAUACUACUUUGCUGAUGCCCAAGCAGCUGAUUUCUCAGAUCCCAGUUUCAUAGCCAAAACCAACGAACGCAUCUUGAAGCUGACCAAGGGAUUAAUAAAGGAAGCUCUUGUGAAUAUAAACCCUACAACAUUGAUGAUGAUUCUCAAUUGUCUUUACUUUAAAGGAACCUGGGAGAACAAGUUUCCAGUGGAGAUGACCAUGAAGCGAAGUUUCCGGCUGAACGAGAAGCAGACGGUGAAGGUGCCCAUGAUGCAGACCAAGGGCACCUUCCUGGCUGCUGCUGACCCUGAGCUGGACUGCAGCAUCAUCCAGCUGCCCUUUGUGGGCAACAUCAGCAUGCUGGUGGUACUCCCACACAAACUGGCUGGCAUGAAAGCCCUCGAGAAGCAGAUCACACCUCAAGUGGUAGAAAAGUGGCAGAAGAGCAUGACAAACAGAACAAGAGAAGUGGUUCUGCCUAAAUUUAAGCUGGAGAAGACUUAUAACUUGAUUGAUUAUCUGAGAUCCAUGGGAAUAGAAGAACUGUUCAAUGGAAAAGGAGACUACUCUGGCAUAUCAGAUGAGAAGAUCACCAUUGACAGGUUCAAUCACCAAGGCACAAUCACAGUGAAUGAGGAGGGCACAGAGGCUGCAGCAAUAACCACGGUGGGGUUCAUGCCUCUCUCCACCCAGAUCCGCUUCGUGGUGGAUCGCCCAUUCCUGUUCCUGAUCUACGAGCACCGCACCAGCUGCCUCCUGUUCAUGGGCAGAGUGGCCAAUCCAGCCACAUCUUAAAAGCAGAGAACACCCUCCAACAUUCUGUUACACAUGGGAUGUGUAAUUAAUUGUAUGUUAAAAUACCAGUAUCAUAAAGGAAAAUUUACUGUCGUAUUAGCCAAUACAAAAGUCACUGGUAUAAAAAGAAAACUUAUUGUCUACAGGUAGUUUCUCAUGAGUGGACUCACAGCAGCAGAUAAUUUGUCUGCAAUUAGUGCCAUGUACUGAUACAAGUAUAUUACUAGCAAAAAAAAAAUAAAUCACAAAGUACCUUACACUUUGUGUUUUGCAACAGUGUAUAAAAUGCAAUCAAUAAAGUAUUUAGACUAUCUAGAGUCUUGAAAUCUAGCUCUAAAUUUGUGCUAGGAUGUCUGUUUAUAAACAGGAGUAAGGAAAUCCUGAAUACCUGACCAGCCAUAGACACUAAGCCAUAGACCCAAGUCUCUCCUGGGCAUUUUACACAAUCUAACUUGAAACAGAUCAAAUGUCUCCAUUCUUUCUUUUGCUUGCAUCAUUUAAUGUUCAGUAAAUACACACAAUGUGUAUUAACAUUCAAACUGAUGCACAC
This is a messenger RNA of Camarhynchus parvulus, 2338 nucleotides long. RefSeq names its product serpin family D member 1 (gene SERPIND1). The record is from RefSeq and is a predicted model, not a curated record. Gene Ontology annotation, biological process: negative regulation of endopeptidase activity; blood coagulation. Gene Ontology annotation, molecular function: serine-type endopeptidase inhibitor activity. NCBI's taxonomy places the organism in Eukaryota, Metazoa, Chordata, Aves, Passeriformes, Thraupidae.